AAGAUGAAAUAUUGCUUUGCUUUUGAUAUUUAACUUUAAUAGUACUCUAAACAUCUUAAUAUAAGGGUAAUGGCAGUUUACUACAGUCAUAAAUCCCAGGCAGAGUGCACCUGCUAUCCUACACUGUGAAACAGCUUGUGUUCCCUUCUUGUUCUGCCUGGAAUGGCUUGAAUUACCAUCUUUCUCUUUCACUUCUCUUCUUUAUUUCUUUAAGAAAUCUAACCUGACUGUGGCAGUUACCACUAAGGAAGUUACAAGGAUGGGUCAGGAGUACACCUUCAUUUUCCUUUUGACUCAACUCCAAAAGAUUAAAUAUAAUUAAUUUAUAAGAAUUCAUGUAAUAAUCUAUGUAAUCCAGACGCAGUAAACAUGGAGAUCAAAAGUCUUUAGUCAAUAAGGCUUGAAGUUCUCAUAACUUUAAUAGAUUGGUAACUUUAUAAUAAUCUGAUAACUGCAGGUUUGGAUCUUCCAGAAGUUUCAGCUCUGUUGAAUUCAGUUGCUCUGGAAUGUGUAUCUGUCUCUAUAAGGGCAGUUAAUUCUUUGCUAAAGCUGGCAGUAUUCACCCACUUUAGGUUCUGUGCAGUUUGGUGUGACUCUCCAUUCAUUAGAGAGAAGGAACUGUAUACACAAGGUGGCAAACAAGAUUUCUACAGUGUAUGUCUUACAACAUGGAGAUACAUAACCAAAAUGUGAUUAUAAUUAAUUGAUGCAUUAUGUAUAUGUAAUCAUGAUUAAUACUUCUUCAUUGCUUUCUUUUCCUAUAUUCCCAGCUCAUGAGAGCUUUUACAGAUUUGGCCCUAGUUUAUAGCUCAGCGGAGGACAAUGCCAAAUGCGAAAUGUGUGGCCCCCAAAGUGAAUGAAUGGCAAUGUUGGAAAGAGUUAAAAUGUACCUCUUUAUAAUUUGUUUUGGUAGUUUUUCAUAAAUGAUCUUCAGUUGUUUAUGAUUUUGUAAGCAACCACUAAAAUGUAGAUGAUUGCUUGUAUUAUCGAGGCACUUUUGCCUUGUUUUUCCUUGAAGUUUUUGUGAAAAAACUCACUCGUAUUUUGUGAAAAUAUGAAUGAUUAGGCAAAGUCUGCAUUUCUACCUCUUUACAUAAAUAAGAUUUCCAGUAGAACUAUUUUCAACUUCCUAUGCAAGAAUACUUAUUUUUUUACUGUAGCUUUCUAGUACUGAUAGGUUCUUCAGCUGGUUUUUGCUAUACUUAUCCAGGCAACAUAUGGAGGAACAGCUGAUUACAGCUCUUGAGAUACAGUUCCCAGGAGUCAGAUUGACAAAGGGGUUAAAAGUGAGACAGCCUUUUACUUUGGUGGAAGUGCAGUUGUUGAUUCAAGGCUCUCAGUAAAUGAUUGUUGGAGAUUUGCCAUGUGUAGCUGAGCAUUCAGAAAGAACACCACAGACUCUGCUUCCUCUUCAGGAGCCUUGUCUGUCAACAUCUCACUUUAAUUGUAGUCUGUAAGGUACCAGCAGACAGGCAAAGCUCACCAGCCAGCAGCCAUGGAAGAUCCAGUCUUCACUGACAUCAAUCAAAAUGUUAACAACACCACUGUCUCUGAGGUUUCAGAUUCUGAGGAAAAUAAAGGGGGUGAUCUUUUUGAUCAUGUCCAUGAAGAUUCAGCAUCCCCUUUUUCCAUCACUAAUACCCCAGAAAACAUGGAUGGUAGUAAAGAGAACUCAGAAGAUAGCUGCAAUAAUUCUGUGGCCUCUCAGCAUGGAAGUGAUGGAGAAGAUGAUACUCCAUCUCACCAUGGUGCUGGAGAAGACUACCCACAGCAGCAGAUGGAUCUGAUGAGCCCAACUCUGGAAGUUAAAGACAUAGAGGGCUCAAUGUUUGAGAGCAACCUGCAUUUUCCUCCAGAUUUCCAGUUUCGUCAGAGACAGAGCACUUACACCAACUCUUCAACUUCCCUCAAGUUUCCCCUUAACAAUAACUCUGAGGAAACUAACAACUUUCAGGAAGACUUUGAGAUUUCUGUUUUUGUAAAGGCUGGUAUAGAUGGAGAAAGCAUUGGGAACUGCCCAUUCUCCCAGCGUCUCUUCAUGAUCCUCUGGCUCAAAGGAGUUGUGUUCAAUGUCACCACUGUUGAUCUGAAAAGAAAGCCAGCUGACCUGCACAAUCUGGCUCCUGGGACCCACCCACCUUUCCUGACAUUUAAUGGAGAAGUCAAGACAGAUGUUAACAAGAUUGAGGAAUUUUUGGAAGAGAUUCUUGCACCUCCAAAGUACCCCAAGCUGGCUGCUAAGCACCGGGAAUCAAACACUGCUGGAAUCGAUAUCUUUUCCAAAUUUUCUGCGUACAUCAAAAACACCAAGCAGCAGGAUAAUGCUGCUCUUGAAAGGGGCUUAGUAAAGGCUCUGAAGAAGCUGGAUGACUACCUGAGAACUCCCCUGCCAGAGGAGAUUGAUGCAAACAGCACUGAAGAGGAAAAAGUGUCUAAACGCAAGUUUCUGGAUGGAGAUGACCUGACACUUGCUGACUGCAACCUUCUGCCCAAACUCCAUGUUGUCAAGAUUGUUGCAAAGAAAUACCGCAACUUCGAGUUCCCGGCGGAGAUGAUGGGGCUGUGGCGGUACCUGAAGAACGCGUACAGCAGGGAUGAGUUCACCAACACCUGUGCAGCAGACAAAGAAAUCGAGCAAGCCUAUGCAGAUGUGGCCAAGAGGCUCAGCAAGUCCUAACUGCCCCCAGCCAUGGCUCGGUAUCCCCUUUUACAGACUCUGCUCCUUGUUGCCUUAAGAUGUACUUUAUGCUGUCUGGUUGGCAUCUUUGUGACUUCACUUGUUCCAAGUGUAUUGGGCAGGGACAUAUCUGCCUCUCCCUGGAGAAAAGGGAAGGCAGCUGUAG
Molecule: messenger RNA, 2843 nt
Organism: Haemorhous mexicanus (house finch)
Lineage: Eukaryota; Metazoa; Chordata; Aves; Passeriformes; Fringillidae
Gene: CLIC5
Product: chloride intracellular channel 5
Exons: 6
Coding region: 1496-2677 (393 amino acids)
Source: RefSeq, a predicted model, not a curated record